Dentiscutata erythropus is the source of this 1708-nucleotide messenger RNA. The record is from the annotation of a GenBank genome assembly. NCBI's taxonomy places the organism in Eukaryota, Fungi, Glomeromycota, Glomeromycetes, Diversisporales, Gigasporaceae.
AUGGCUAUUAUAAAGAAGAUAUUGAUUCUCUAUAUUGCACUAUGUACAAUUUCAUUAGUAAUAGCCGUUCCCUCAAAACGAGUUAUCCAAAAACGAGCAGAAGUUAAUACAAACCUUUUUCAAGCAUUCACACCUCAACCUGCAACUACACAACCUACAGUUCAUGAAUAUGAUUUUCAUUUAUAUAAAACUUCUCUCUCACCGGAUGGAGUCUCUCGUGUUGUCUGGACGGUUAAUGGUCAGUAUCCUGGGCCAAUGAUUAUCGCCAAUAAAGGAGAUCAGAUCGUGAUUAAUGUCACAAAUCAAUUGGGUGAACCAACUUCAAUUCAUUCUCAUGGAAUUGUUCAAAAAGGAACUAACUGGUUCGAUGGGGUUCCUGGAGUGACACAAUGUCCAAUACCUAAUGGCGGUAGCUUCAUAUAUAAUUACACUGUAGACCAGGCUGGGACAUAUUGGUAUCACUCUCAUUACGUUGCGCAGUAUGUGGAUGGUAUGAAUGGUCCGAUUAUCGUUCAGGAUCCUAACGAUCCUUUUUUGAACCUCUACGAUUUCGAAUAUGUAGUUACCAUAUCCGAAUGGUAUCAUAAUACUACAGAAGAAUUAUUGGCUAUCAAAAUGGCUCCAACAUAUAAGGGAUUUAACCCCAUUGCUGAUUCUGCACUUAUAGGUGGCAUUGGUCAAUAUAAUUGUAGCUCCGCUGCCGCCCAAGGUUUAUCAUGCAAUUCAAGUGUGACACCUCCAACCUAUGUUGUCCAAAGUGGUAAAAGAUACCGUUUCCGUAUUAUAAAUACAAGUGCCGACAGCCACUUCCAUUUCUCAAUUGAUAACCAUUCAUUGACCCUUAUUGAAGUUGACGGAAUAAGCAUCAAACCAGUCACAAUUCAAAAGAUUCCGAUUAAUGUUGCACAACGUUACUCUGUAGUUUUAAAUGCUUCACAACCUGUAGGAAACUACUUUAUUCGCGCUAGUAUAACCCAAGCUUGUAUAGUCAGGGGAAAUGCCACGACUUUAAAUCAAACUAUAAAUUAUAAUUCUUCCAUUAAUUGGAAUGCAACCGGAAUAUUACAUUAUGUUGGUGCUGAUAAUUCUAUUCCAACUUCACACGAGUGGCCAGAUGUUGGUCAAGUCACCUGUGAUGAUGUUCCAGAUUCUAGUUUAGUACCAUACGUUGCUAGCACUCCACCAACAAAUAUCUCUAGCUCUAGUCAAUUUUCAUAUAAUCUUACUUUCGGUCCUGACGCAGCAGGCCUUGGUAUAUUCUAUAUUAAUAACAGUAGCUUUACCCCGAAUUAUACUAAUCCUACAAUAAUGCAACUGAGAUCUGGUGUUAGCGCACAAAACUUGCCAACAGCUCAAAAUGCAUACGCUUAUAAUACUGCUAAUGGUGGCGUUGAACUGAAUUUUCUUAACUCUAAUGGUGGUACUCACCCUUUCCAUCUGCACGGGCACUCUUUUUAUAUUGUUGGAAGAGGUCUUGGCACUACGCCAAAUACAACCAGUUUUAACUUAGUUAAUCCACCAUUUCGCGAUACCGCGACGGUAUCACCGGGCGGAUGGAUGACAAUACGAUUCUAUGCUGACAAUCCUGGUGCAUGGCUUGUACAUUGUCAUUUAGAAUGGCAUGUUGAAAUGGGUAUGGUUAUACAACUUGUUGAACGAGCCAGUGAUCUUAACAGUCUUACAUUACCAUCCAGUGCUACAGAUUUAU